This is a messenger RNA of Paramormyrops kingsleyae, 4300 nucleotides long. RefSeq names its product low density lipoprotein receptor-related protein 12 (gene lrp12). The record is from RefSeq and is a predicted model, not a curated record. Lineage: Eukaryota; Metazoa; Chordata; Actinopteri; Osteoglossiformes; Mormyridae. Gene Ontology annotation, molecular function: protein binding.
GGGGGGCGCAUGUCUGACGUCGGAUGACCCGCCGCCCCCGGAGUGCGGAGGGGGCUGAGAAGCAGUCGGGCUUCAGGUACCCGGCUGUAACAACACGCAGCCGCGCGGCCCCGGUUACCAUGGCUCUCGGUCCCGCGCCCGGGUUCUGAAGCGCGAGCCGAAGCGGGCUGAAUCCUCGCCGCCGCGAGCCGCACAGCUGGCGCGUUCCGGUCGCGAGCCGCACUACCGCUUCUCUCCCGUCGCCGGACAGGGCUGGUAGACUGCUAAGCGGCUAACUGGCUAACCGAACGGCUAGCUAGCUAGCCGCGUAGCCGGCAAGCCGUGUGGACGGUGUCCGAAAAACGAAGAAAAGAGAGAGAGCUAUUUCGUGGUUGGCGGUUGCGGAGUGGGGGUUUAGUUGCAGCCAGUCCGUUAGCAUGCUGCUCUGUGUUUAAAGGUACAGCCGGGUAGCCGCUACCCGUCAUGGUAGCUCAGACCGAGUGAGGGAGCAGCGAGUAGCCAGCCGGCUAACACAAAGACUCUGCGGAGCCUUUGUCCCUCCUCACUUCAAGCUGGCCGCGGUUGGAGGACUGUAAACCUGAAUUUGUUUGCCGGUUCGUAAGGUCCGCAGAUUGUCUCGAUGCCGUUAAUAUCGUCGUAUUCGCUCCGGUCAGUUUUAUCGGCGUUACGGUAGUUUGUGCUCAACUAGCUGGCUAGCUGGCAGUCUGCGGGGGUCUUUGUGUGAACAGCUGCGUAUUUGCCAGCUGGCGGGGCUAAUAGAGCAUUGCUCCGGAUAAAUACGCUCUUUUCCACAUAGACACUCUUACUGGGUACAUGUUAGGUCAGGAAACACGUUACAAAAUUGUCGUGUUUCUUCACAGAAAUAUUCAUCGUCUCACAGUAGCUCAAAAACACUAGCAUUAGCCCAGCUAGUGGGUACCCGUGCACGGUGCGUAGGACUCAGUUUUUAUACUAGGUCCAGAAGUGGGUCCUGCGCAGCGUCGCUCUCCCCCUGCCCUUAGCACUACGGGUUUGGGCUUAGUGCGGUCUCACUCCCUGCGUGCUUAUCGGUUCGCCUGGAAGUUCAGGUCUCCGAGCAGACCCCCCCCAUCUGUUGCUGUCAUGGCCUUCGAGCGGAGUCCCGUUCGGGGCUGUACUGGGCUCCUCUGGCUCCUGAUCGCCGCCACCACCUUCGCCGGGAAUGCCAUUUGUGCUCAGCACAAUGACAACGUGUACGUGUCAGGCCUCUCCAGUGCCUGCGGAGAUGUGGCCGAGCAGAUAAGGGCUUCAAGUGGGGUGAUCACGAGUCCAGGCUGGCCCUUCGAGUACCCAUCCAGAAUUAACUGCAGCUGGAACAUCCGAGCCAACCCUGGGGAGAUCAUCACCAUCAGCUUCCAGGACUUCGAGGUCCAGAGUUCUCGCCGCUGCGGGUCUGACUGGGUCUCCAUCGGCACAUACAAGAACCUGGACGGCUACCGAGCUUGUGGCUCCUCCAUCCCGGCCCCAUACAUCUCCUCCCAGGACCACGUGUGGAUCAAGUUCCACUCCGAUGACAGCCUGACCGGAAAGGGUUUCCGGCUGGCUUACGUAACAGGCCGCCCGGAGGAGGUCAGCUGCGACUCGGAUCAGUUCCACUGCGCCAACGGGAAGUGCAUCCCGCAGAGCUGGAAGUGUAACACCAUGGAUGAGUGUGGCGACGACUCAGACGAGGAGCUCUGCGCCCCCACCGACCCGUCAGCCACCUUCUCCUUCCAGCCCUGCGCCUACAACCAGUUCCCGUGCCUUUCCCGCUACACCCGCGUCUACACCUGCCUGCCAGAGUCGCUCAAGUGCGACGGCAGCAUCGACUGCCAGGACCUGGGUGACGAGAUUGACUGCGACGUGCCCACAUGCGGCGAGUGGCUGCGUAACUUCUACGGCACCUUCAGCUCGCCCAACUACCCUGACUUCUACCCCCCGGGCAGCAACUGCACCUGGCUCAUCGACACGGGCGAUCACCGCAAGGUUCUGCUGCGCUUCACCGACUUCAAACUGGACGGAACGGGCUACGGCGACUUUGUCAAGAUCUACGAUGGGCUGGAGGACAACCCGCGUCGUCUUCUGCGGGUGCUGACCGCCUUCGAUUCACGCGCGCCUGUCGCCGUGGUGUCAUCCUCCGGACAGCUACGCAUCCACUUCUACGCGGACAAGAUCAAUGCAGCGCGGGGCUUCAACGUCACCUACCAGGUGGACGGCUUUUGCCUGCCCUGGGAGAUUCCCUGCGGAGGCGACUGGGGAUGCUACACGGAGCAGCAGCGCUGCGAUGGCUUUUGGCACUGCCCCAAUGGCCGCGACGAGCUCAACUGCAGCUCCUGCCGGGAGGACGAGUUCCCCUGCUCGCGUAACGGGGCCUGCUACCCCCGCUCUGACCGCUGCAACUAUCAGAACCGCUGCCCCAAUGGCUCGGAUGAGAAGAACUGCUUCUUUUGCCAACCGGGCAACUUCCACUGCAAAAAUCAUCGAUGUGUGUUCGAGAGCUGGGUGUGCGACGCGCAGGAUGACUGCGGCGACGGCAGCGACGAGGAGAGCUGCCCUGUCAUCGUGCCCACGCGCGUCAUCACUGCCGCUGUUAUCGGGAGCCUCAUCUGCGGCCUGUUGCUGGUCAUCGCCCUGGGCUGCACCUGCAAGCUCUACUCACUCCGUAUGUUUGAGAGAAGGUCUUUUGAGACCCAGCUGUCCCGGGUGGAGGCGGAACUUCUGAGAAGGGAGGCUCCACCGUCUUACGGCCAGCUGAUCGCCCAGGGCCUCAUCCCUCCUGUGGAGGACUUCCCGGUGUGCUCUGGUAACCAGGCUUCCGUCUUGGAGAACCUGAGGCUGGCUGUUCGUUCUCAGCUGGGCUUCACCUCCAUCAGACUCCCCACCUCUGGUCGCCAUGGCAACCUCUGGAGGCGUCUGUUCAACUUCACCCGUUCGCCUCGCUCCGGCUCUCUGGCAUUGGUUUCGGCCGACGCAGAGGAGGCCACCGGGAGCUCGGCCCGUGAGCCGGAGCGGACCGGGCCCCUACGGAGCCUGCUGCCCCUUGACUCAGAUGACACAGACACAGAGAGCGACCGGCGGGAUGCUCCCGGCGCUGUGGGCGGCCUCGUGGCUCCUCUGCCCCAUAAGACACCACCUGUAUCUGCUGUGGAGGCCAUCGUGUCUGUGUCGGCGAGCACCGCUGACCCCCCGAGGGUGGCCGGCCCGGGGGAGGCUGCAGUGGAGAGUGGGCCCGCAGAGCCCCCUUCUGGUAUCCCUGGGAGGAGCCAGCUCAGCAGUGCACUAAGCCGGGUCACGCGCAGCUUGCGCUGGGUCCGCUUCUCCUUGGGUCGUUCCGGAGGCGGUAGCCAGAACCGCAGCCCACUGCACCACCUGGACCACGGCAGUGGUGCUGGCGCCGGCCACGAAGAGGAGGACGACGUGGAGAUGCUCAUCCCCGUGUCAGACGGCACCUCUGACAGUGACUUGAGUGAGAGCUCCCGGCCGCUGCUGGAGCCCGGGGCCCUGUCGGCCCCCCUGGUCCCCCCCGCUGCCGCUGGCAUGCAGAGGGUAAGGCCGCCCGGUCGUGACGGGCCCUGCGAACACUGUGGCAUGGUCCACACCGCACGUAUCCCGGAUGCCUGCCUGCAGGCCAUCCCCAAGACUGAGACAAGCGAUGAUGAGGCGCUGCUGCUGUGCUAGGGCGCCCCCGUCGCCCCCGAAGUCCCCUGCCGUCAGGGAGGCAUCACGGUUUCUGCCUUUUGAAAUUUUACGUGCAACGUUCUUCACAAAAAUAGCCAGCGGUCCCUAACGCGAACGGUACACAUCACAUGCCGGUACGUUCCUGUCCUGAGAUGCCCCCACCCUUGCAGAGGGCCCACUGCCUGUACGGUCACACACACCUGGUCACUAAGCGGUCAUCGACCGGCCGAGAAAUGUGCCACGCAGAUAAUGUCAGGCGAAAGCAGAUCCCCCAAUUUCUCACCUUUAUUCAGUUGAUUCAUGGCUUUUAUUUCUUCCCCAUUAUUGUUUGGAGAGUUGCCAGCGAAAGGGGUCCGAGGGAUAAUUGGGGAAACCCUCGCAACGUGUGACGUUCACUGACCUUUAUUGUAUUUAUUGUUUUGUUACUGAAAGCUUUGGUAACCUUGAUGUUUUGGUACGGAAAUUAUUUGUGUGCGUAUUUAUUUGUUUUCAUUUUGGUAGCUGUUAUUUGGGAAGCAUGUUAAAUUGUCUUGUGCAUUUUCGUUAAGUGAUAUAUUGAACAAAUAUAUAUGUGACUGUUUACUGCACUAAAAACAGCUAUAAUAAAACGUACUCUGCCCGCGUG